Penicillium maclennaniae is the source of this 195-nucleotide messenger RNA. RefSeq lists its product as uncharacterized. Bases 1 to 195 code for a protein of 64 amino acids. NCBI's taxonomy places the organism in Eukaryota, Fungi, Ascomycota, Eurotiomycetes, Eurotiales, Aspergillaceae. The record is from RefSeq and is a predicted model, not a curated record. The transcript has a single exon.
AUGAAGCUCAAUGAAUCUGCCAAUUUGAAUGCCAAACUGACACCUCAGGCAGCAGAACGCUCGGACCCAUUCUCGCGGCGUGAGCUUCCUACCAUCAUCGCUCACGGGUCUUUCGUUGCCAUUCUUUCAUCUCAACUUCCGUUCUCCAUCCUCACCUUGAUGAAGCGUUGUCGCUGGUAUGCAUCUCCUACCUAA